ACCCCAGGAUUAGUUCUGAAUGUUUGGCGUCCCCGCACGGUCUACAACUUUGAAGAGACUAUAAGCUCGCUCCACGAUGACUCGUCUUGCUGUUCUAGGAAUUUUGCUGAUCGUUUUUCUUGCAAGCAUUGAUGCUUUCCCCAAAAAUAGGCUUGAUGUACGAGGGAAACUCGGAAGCGAAAGCAGAGUGUAUAGAGGACAGUUAUCCCUGAAGAAUGUAGAUCAGCGCCUGUCUGAAAUUGAAAGAAUUAAGAUGAUGAUGGAUGAGAUAGAGAAAGAGGAAGUGAGCAAUGAUGAAGCCGAGGAGGAGAGUGGAGAGAAAGAAGAGGAAGAAGAACAAGAAGAAAAAGGGGAAGAGGAGGAAGAGGAGGAAGAAAAAGAAGGAGAAGAGGAGGAAGAAGAGGAAGAAAAAGAAGGAGAAGAGGAGGAAGAAGAGGAAGAAAAAGAAGGAGAAGAGGAGGAAGAAGAGGAAGAAAAAGAAGGAGAAGAGGAGGAAGAAGAGGAAGAAAAAGAAGGAGAAGAGGAGGAAGAAGAGGAAGAAAAAGAAGGAGAAGAGGAGGAAGGAGAGGAACAAGUAGAAGGAGAAGAGGAGGAAGAAGAGGAAGAGGAGGAAGGUGAGGAAGAAGAGGAAGAGGAAGAAGAAGAAGGUGAGGAGGAAGAAGAGGAGGAGGAAACGGAAGGUGGAGAAGAAGAAGAGGAGGAGGAAGAAGAAGGAGAAGAAGAGGAAGAGGAGGAGGAAGAAAAUGGUGAGGAGGAAGAGGAGAAGGAAGAAGAAGCUGGUGAGGAAGAAGAGGAAGAGGAAGAAGAAGAGGGUGAAGAAGUUGAAGAAGAGGAAGAAGAGGAGGGUGAAAAAGAAGAGGAGGAAGAGGAAGAGGAAGGGGAAAAAAAUGAAGAAACAGAAGAAGAAACCGGAGAGGAGGAAGAGGAGGAGGAAGAGCAAGAGGGAGAAAAAAUGGAGGAACAAGAAGAGGAAAAAGGUAAAGAGGAGGAGGAGGAAGAAAUAGAAGAAGGAGAAAAGGAGGAAGAGGAAGAAAUAGCACAAGGCAAAAAAGAAAUGGAGGAAAAAAUAAAAGAGGGCAAAAAAGUGGAAGAGGCAGAGAUAGAGGAAGGUGAAAUGGAGGAAGAAAAAGAAAUAGAAGAGGGCAAAACCCAAGAAGAAAAAGAGAUUGAAGAGGGUGAAAAAGAAGAGGAAAAGGAAAUAGAGGAAGGUAAAAAUGAGGAGGAGAAAGAAGAAGAGGAAGGUGAGAAAGAAGAAGAGGAGGAGGAAGAGGUUGGUGAGGAAAUGGAGGAGGAAGAGGAAGAAAAGGGAGAAGAGCAGGAAGAGGAAGAGGAGGAAGAGGGAGAGAAGGAAGCUGAGAAGGAAGAAGAGAAGGGAGAGGAGGAGGAGGAAGAAGAAGAGGAAAAGGGUGAGGAGGAGGAGGAAGAAGAAGAGGAGGCUGGUGAAGAAGAAGAGGAAAAGGAGGAAGAAGAAGGUGAAGAGGAAGAGGAGGAGGAAGAAAAUGAAGGUGAAGAGGAGGAAGAGGAAGAAGAAAAGGAGGGAGAAAAGGAGGAAAAGGAGGAGGAGGAGGAAGGUGAAAAUGAAGAGAAAGAGGAGGAGGAGGCAGGUGAAAUGCAGGAAAAAGAGGAGGGAGAAAUGGGUAAAGAUGAGGAGGAGAAGGAGGAAGAAGAAGGUGAAAAGGAAGAAAAAGAGGAAGAAGAGGAAGGUGAAGAAGAAGAGAAAGAGGAAGAGGAAGAAGGUGAAAAGGAAGAAGAAGAGGAAGAGGAAGAAGGUGAAAAAGAAGAAGAAGAGGAGGAGGAAGAAGGUGAAGAAGAAGAGGAAGAGGAAGAGAAAGAAGGUGAAGAAGAAGAGGAAGAGGAAGAGAAAGAAGGUGAAGAAGAAGAGGAAGAGGAAGAAGAGGAAGGUGAAAAAGAAGAGAAAGAAAAGGAGAAAGGUGACAAGAGAAAGCGCUCAUCUAAACGUCUUGCACAUACCCAAAAAAGGUUAAACUAGGGAAGAUUCUACAAGAGGCAAAGAAUGAACUGAACUCUUAGCUAAAAAUUUCUCAAAAACACUCUUAAGUCUAGCAAACAUUAUGAACUCUGCUGCAAAUAAUAUUUACUAAUUUGUUCACUGCAUGACAUUUUUAAGCCAAAGACAUAUCUGAGAAGAUAAUUAGGUCACUUCCGACACUUUCUUUAACUGCUCAUCCAUGAGUGUGUUAGCACAUUAAUGGGACUCAUCCCUAAAAAAAAUGAAAAUGGAUAGAGUGGAGUCCCGGCAUCUUAAUCACGUGGAAUUUAAAAGACAGGUAUGAGCUAAAAAGUUCAAAAUUUCAAGGGUUAAAUUACAGUGAUAUAAGUCUUAAAAGGGUACAUCAGUACAUGGAAUCACAGUUUAUUCACAACAAUUGGAAUUGAGAUCAUGGGGCUCCACUGUAUGCACUUAUUGCAACAAUUGAGAGUUUUUUAAAACUAAAAAAAAAAAAGGAUGAGUUAAUUACAUCCUCAGCAGUCAAGUUGAAAA
Pocillopora verrucosa is the source of this 2503-nucleotide messenger RNA. Its product is annotated as golgin subfamily A member 6-like protein 22. NCBI's taxonomy places the organism in Eukaryota, Metazoa, Cnidaria, Anthozoa, Scleractinia, Pocilloporidae. The record is from RefSeq and is a predicted model, not a curated record.